Molecule: messenger RNA, 807 nt
Organism: Tarenaya hassleriana
Lineage: Eukaryota; Viridiplantae; Streptophyta; Magnoliopsida; Brassicales; Cleomaceae
Exons: 5
Coding region: 1-807 (268 amino acids)
Source: RefSeq, a predicted model, not a curated record
AUGCAAGAGCAACUCGAAGAUCCGGUUCUUCCCAUCCGACUAGAUGAUGAUUACGAGACACUUGCACUUCCUGACAUAGACGACGAGUUACUUGAUGAUUCGUCACACUUUCGUAGGUGCUUUUCUGGAUCCGGAGGAUUGUUAGCGGGUUCUUCUAGAAUACCGCCACCACCGCCACCACCACCUUCUCGUCUUCCGGAACCGGUGGAUGCACCCCCACUAUUCCCAGAGAUUGAUAUUACUUUGGAGGAGGUAGAGGAAAUUUUAAAUUCCUUCGAGACUCGCGAGGUCCCGCUUAUUGAUCCCAAACUUGACGGGGCGUUAUGGUUCGGGGUUAACGAUAAAGAGUUGAGGAAAAAAUUUACGGCAAUAAUAACGUCUAAUUUUCCUCAACUCUACUACUGUUGGACGGGGGUACCGGACCACAUCAAACGUUAUUGGUGGCACUCGUUCAUCUACACCGAUAAAGUUUACAAAGAGUUCAACCAACUCGGUAUGCAGCGGUUGAAACAAAUGAUGAACAAUGCCAAACGCCGUCAUGAGCUGCAUGGACUGCCACCGGAGUGGGCAACAAAUGACUUGUACCAGCACCUUAUUGCGCAUUGGAACUCAGAGCAUUUCAAGAACAAGAGUUCUAAGGCGAAACAAAGUCGUCUGGCCCAAAAAAUCGAGGGUGAUGGUCCUUAUCGUCAUACCUCCGGUGCUAAAUCAUUCAAGAAGAGGCAAAAAGAGAUGGAGAAAGAAAUGGGGAGAACGCCAUCAAUUGUAGAGUUGGUCGCUCAGACACACAAAAAGUCCGAUGGGUAA